UUUUCCCCUCUGCAUUCAUUUCACUCUCUCGCUCUAGCUAACUCCUGCCUCUCUACCAUAUCUUUCCUUUGUCUUGUAAAUAUUUCGCAAUCCUACCUACGCUUACUUUGCUUAGAUGAAUAGAUUCACAAUUUUGAUCACGUGCAAUAGAAAUCAUAAUCAUUUUAUGGCAUAUCAAAAUUAAUCUUCAAUUGCUUUACUUCAGUUAGUGGAGUAUUUGUUACAAUCUUCGCAUGGAGAAUAGGUAGAGAGAAAGAAGAAGAUGCUGCUUUGGUGAUGAUUUCUGGGUGAUUUGUUUCAUAGUUGGAGAUGGAGAGGAGAUCGGUAGAUGUGUUUGAACCUUCUGUGAGCCGUAGUGACGUUACUAAGGGUCAAGGAAGUGGUGUGCAGGUGCUUCCGAAGCUAGGGGAACCAUCUGUGGAUCGGACUCAAGAUAAAUGGAUGGCAUUUCAAUCCGAGCCUAGCAAGUCUCCAAUCACUUCUGCUCUUGAUGGUGAUGGGAAUUCCAAUAGAGAGGGAGAGAAUGAGGCGGCAGCGAAAAGGAUAGCUGAAAGAACUGCGGAGUGGGGACUUAUGGUUAGGACAGGUGUGGGUGAAGGUAGCUUUCACGCCAUUCCUAUUGGCUCCGGAGAAGGAGAAAACACUAGGAACUCAUCCGAGAGAGCUAUUGGAUCAGCUCGGUCAUCCAGGGAUGCUUCUUUUGGAAUUGAAAAUCCGAGGGUGUCUCAGGAGCUCAAGGAUGCUUUGGCUACUCUGCAACAGACAUUUGUUGUCUCUGAUGCAACAAAGCCCGAUUGCCCCAUUGUGUAUGCUAGCAGUGGAUUCUUCACAAUGACUGGCUACUCCUCAAAGGAGGUUAUUGGAAAGAAUUGCCGCUUCCUGCAGGGCCCGGAUACGGACCAAAAUGAGGUGUCCAAGAUAAGAGAUGCAACUAGAAACGGAACAAGCUAUUGCGGGAGGCUUCUGAACUACAAAAAGGAUGGCACCCCCUUCUGGAAUCUGUUGACAAUCACUCCAAUCAAAGAUGAUAAAGGAAGGACUAUCAAAUUUAUUGGAAUGCAGGUUGAGGUCAGCAAGUACACAGAAGGAGUGAAUGAUAAAGCACUACGUCCAAAUGGAUUACCAAAGUCAUUAAUUCGUUAUGAUGUUCGUCAAAAGGAAGAGGCAAUGGGUUCCAUCAUAGAAGUUGUACAAACUGUGAAGGAUCCAAAGUCGCAAAUUGCGUCAAAUCUAGAUUACAUGCUUCCUGGACUAGCUGAAAAUGAUAACAAGAGCACCCCAGGGAGGCAUACCCCUGGACCGGAUGGAAAGAGUAACUUGAGUCGUUCUGGUUCUCGUCAGGACACAAACAAGUCCAGAAAAUCUACACGCAUUUCGUUGCUGGGACACAAAGGGAGGUCUUCAAGCAAUGCAGGAACGAUUGAAAGCCAGCCAUCUAUUGAGUCAGAGAUCUUAAUGACAAAUGAUUUUGAACGUAAACAGAGUUGGGAACGAGCUGAAAGAGAAAGAGAUAUACGUCAGGGCUUCGACUUAGCAACAACUUUAGAACGCAUUGAGAAGAAUUUUGUGAUAACUGAUCCUAGACUUCCUGAUAAUCCUAUUAUAUUUGCAUCAGACAGCUUUCUUGAACUAACAGAGUUCACACGUGAAGAAAUUUUGGGGAGGAAUUGCAGGUUUCUUCAGGGACCAGAAACGGACCAAGCUACUGUGCAAAAGAUAAGGGAUGCCAUCAGGGAUCAAAGAGAAAUUACUGUUCAGUUGAUUAAUUACACAAAGAGUGGAAAGAAAUUCUGGAACUUAUUUCAUUUGCAACCUAUGCGGGAUCAAAAGGGUGAACUACAAUACUUUAUUGGUGUGCAACUAGAUGGUAGCGAUCAUAUGGAACCGUUGAGGAACCGCCUCUCCGAGAGAACAGAACAACAGAGUGCUAAACUGGUUAAGGCUACGGCAGAAAAUGUCGACGAAGCUGUUAGGGAACUUCCUGAUGCCAACUCGAGACCAGAGGACUUGUGGGCUUUACAUUCUCGACCGGUACUGCCCAAACCCCACAAAAGGGAGAGCGUUACAUGGACAGCAAUAAAGAAGGUUACCGAAAAUGGCCAAAAGAUUGGAUUGAAUCACUUCAAGCCCAUACGUCCGCUGGGAGCUGGAGAUACUGGCAGUGUUCAUUUGGUGGAACUGAUUGGUACUGGUCAAAUGUUUGCCAUGAAAGCUAUGGAUAAAUCCAUGAUGCUAAACCGUAAUAAGGUUCACCGUGCAUGCAUUGAAAGAGAAAUUAUAUCGCUCCUGGAUCAUCCAUUUCUUCCCACACUAUACUGCUCUUUUCAGACGCCUACGCAUGUCUGCUUGAUAACAGAUUUUUGUCCUGGAGGAGAGUUAUUUGCAUUGCUUGACAAACAGCCUUUGAAAAUGUUUAAAGAGGAUUCAGCCAGGUUUUAUGCAGCUGAAGUCGUCAUUGGUUUGGAAUAUCUUCAUUGUUUAGGAAUAAUCUACAGGGAUUUGAAACCAGAAAAUAUUCUUCUUCAAAAGGAUGGACAUAUUGUGUUAGCUGACUUUGAUCUAUCAUUGAAGACACCAUGUAGACCUCAAGUUAUUAAGCCGCCUCCAAUAAAGAAAAGAAGAUCAACGAGUCAACCACCUCCAAUUUUUGUGGCGGAACCAAAUACACAGUCAAAUUCUUUUGUCGGAACUGAAGAAUACAUUGCACCGGAAAUCAUUACUGGUGAAGGUCAUAGUAGUGCCAUCGAUUGGUGGGCUCUUGGUAUAUUGGUAUAUGAAAUGCUUUAUGGGCGUACACCGUUUAGGGGGAAGAACAGGCAGAAAACCUUUGCCAAUAUCCUGCACAAAGACCUCACCUUCCCAAGUAGCAUUCAGGUAACUCUCCCAGCAAGGCAAUUUAUCCAUGCAUUAUUGAUUCGAGAUCCAGCCAGUCGUUUAGGAUCAAAUGGCGGUGCAAAUGAGAUCAAGGAACACCCUUUCUUCAAAGGAAUAAAUUGGCCUCUCAUUCGUUGCAUGAGCCCCCCACCUCUCGAUGCACCUCUUGAGGUCAUUGUGAAAGAAGAAGGAAAAGAUGUAAACUGGACAGACGAGGGAGUUCUUGUACAUCCUAUGGAAAUGUUCUAGAGCAUAGUAUCACAACGAUCUAUUUCGUCUGAGAUGGAGACGGAGGACAGACUUAGCAUGUUGUACAGGAAAAACACAUAAGAGUAUCUGACUGCAGUGGAUUUAAACACUUUCAAAUCAGGCCAAUUUACAGCAGAGAGGUGAUGAUGGUACAGUUCUGCAGUUAAGAAGGUUAAUGCAGUAAUUUCCAUUAGUUGUCACUAUGUUUUGAUUAUUUUGUAUGUAGUGAGUUUCAACCAUGCACUCUUUCCACUUCUACCUCUGAAUAAAAGUUUGUUUUUGUAUGACGAUUAUAUAUACAACUGUUAUCAUUGUAUCUCUCUGCAUAUAUUUUACUGUACAGAUCAGUUCAAGAAUAAUUAUCUAUUUCGUUAA
This is a messenger RNA of Salvia miltiorrhiza (redroot sage), 3498 nucleotides long. RefSeq names its product phototropin-2. The coding region runs from base 310 to 3123 and encodes 937 amino acids. The transcript is spliced from 24 exons. Lineage: Eukaryota; Viridiplantae; Streptophyta; Magnoliopsida; Lamiales; Lamiaceae. The record is from RefSeq and is a predicted model, not a curated record. Gene Ontology annotation, molecular function: ATP binding; protein serine/threonine kinase activity. Gene Ontology annotation, biological process: protein phosphorylation. Gene Ontology annotation, cellular component: plasma membrane; nucleus; cytoplasm.